Fonsecaea erecta is the source of this 1920-nucleotide messenger RNA. Its product is annotated as L-ascorbate oxidase. The coding region runs from base 1 to 1920 and encodes 639 amino acids. Lineage: Eukaryota; Fungi; Ascomycota; Eurotiomycetes; Chaetothyriales; Herpotrichiellaceae. The transcript has 3 exons. The record is from RefSeq and is a predicted model, not a curated record. Gene Ontology annotation, molecular function: copper ion binding; oxidoreductase activity.
AUGGCAUUGAUGAACUUCGAUACACUCCAGCUCGUAACGCAAAAUGCCAGCUUCACCCCAGACAUCAUCUUGCGAGUCAGCGUCGACACCGUCCAGCUCAACUGCCAGCCUCGCCUUUCGACGUUGGUCAAUGGAACGUAUCCGGCACCUCCGAUAUAUCUCGAGUCUGAGCAAACGACAUGGAUUCGGGUGUACAACGACGCAGACGCGAAUACGACAAUGCACUGGCAUGGCCUUGCGCUGGCUGCAGCACCUUAUGCUGAUGGAUCCCCGCUGGCUUCACAGUGGCCCAUCCCUCCUGGAUGUUUCUAUGAUUACGAACUCCAUCCUAGUGCCAGUGAAGCCGGAACGUCCUUCUACCAUUCGCACGUGGGCUUCCAAGCGAUCACUGCUACCGGAGCCUUAAUCGUCAAGGACGCUGUGCCUCCGCCAUAUGCCUACGACGAAGAGAUCAUUAUGAAGGUUGGAGACUUUUACCCUGAGGACGACCAUACAAUUGAAUCACAACUGACAGGAGUUCCCUGGGUAUGGACGGGGGAUCCGACGUCCUUGUUGAUCAACGGACAAAGUGGAACAGCACCAAACUCUUCCAAUCCAGCACCGUCAGACCAGUCGUGUCAUCCUUGGGUUAUGAAUGUCGAGGCAGGCAAGACGUAUCGAGUACGUGUCAUCGGCAGCACUGCGUUGUCUCUGGUGCUGUUUGGCCUUGAGCACCACGACAACCUGACUAUCAUCGAAACGGACAACUCUUACGUCUAUCCAGUACAGACACCGUACAUUCAGGUCGACACAGGCCAAAGAUUCAGUUUCUUGUUGCAGACGAAGUCGCCAAGUGAGCUACAGGGUCUAGACGGACCGACAAAAUUCUGGAUUCAGUUUGAGACCCGGCAAGGCCAGAAUACGGUCUACGGUUGGGCCAUUCUCAACUACACUGACGUAGAACUUUCAACUUCGCAAGGACAGGAUUAUAACCAGGCCCAGAGUUGCUAUUAUCCGACAUCGAACUCCUCAUGUCCAGAUUUCCUGCCCGUGGCACCAGUACUUGAUUUGCCAACCAAUGUCACAGAUUGGCUGGAGUAUACUUUUCGGAAUCCUCCUUUAGAAGGAUAUGAAGCCCCUCCCAACACAACAGAAGUCACACGCCGCAUCAUCAUUUCUACCUCGCAGUUCCUCGAGAGCUUCACGGGCAACACAGUUAUGAUCUCAAACAAUGAAUCCUGGAGUGACAGCCCUCUUCUCGGGCCAACAACGGAUACGCCGUACCUCGUUGAAAUCCUUCAAAAUGCGAGCAUCAACGGUGCCACUCCGAGCUACGACCGUGCCAUUGCCAGCGGAGGCUUUGACCCUGUCUCACACACAUAUCCCGCGCAAAUCGGCGAGGUCAUUGAACUUGUUUGGCAGAACGCUGCUUCGUACCCUGCGGGAAUCUACGGUCCGCAUCCCAUGCAUGCUCACGGUGGACCGUAUUGGGACAUGGGGUCCGGUCCAGGAGAAUACUCGCCGGAAGCACACGCAGCACUCUUGGAAUCUUCUUCUCCGGACAACGCCCCUUACCCUGGCUCACGGCGGGACACGACCAUUUUGUACAAAUACACGCUGCAAUCCCCCGAGCCCGGAGAGGUGAAUGGCUGGAGGGUAUGGCGCAUACGGGUCACGGAGAGGAACAUAGGAGUGUGGAUGAUGCACUGCCACAUCCUGCAACAUAUCGUCAUGGGGCAGUCGACCGUGUGGGUAUUCGGGACGCCGGAGGAGAUCAUCCAGAAUUCGAUGCCGGUAGAAGGUAAUUUGGUGGGAUAUUUUACUUAUGGCGGUGAUGUCGUGGGCAAGGCGGGAGAAGAAGAAGAAGUGGGUAGUCGUGCUAUGCAAUUCUUCAGGGAUGGACGAAAGAUGAGAUCGAGCAAUGAAGGGAAGCUGCUGUAA